This is a messenger RNA of Stegodyphus dumicola, 1256 nucleotides long. Its product is annotated as atrial natriuretic peptide receptor 3-like. NCBI's taxonomy places the organism in Eukaryota, Metazoa, Arthropoda, Arachnida, Araneae, Eresidae. The record is from RefSeq and is a predicted model, not a curated record. Gene Ontology annotation, molecular function: signaling receptor activity; peptide hormone binding. Gene Ontology annotation, biological process: signal transduction.
ACUUCCUUGAUAUAUUUUUACUAUUAACGCAUUCUGCUAAUUAGAACUAGCCAUGUUAGUUCAGAGAUAAGUUAGUACUCACUGCAGAGAUCAUGAAAAAAUAGAAGUCGACGAAAAAGUGAAAGGAAACAGGCAACUUUUCCGUUAACAAAGGAUUAUUUUCUGCAUUUGUGUGUGAUUCAUUCAUUAAUAUAAAACUUUUAUUUCAAAGGUAAAUAUUGCUUUAAGAAUCAUAUCGCGUUCAAAAAAGAGAAUAUCAAGUAGAUAUUUAAUAUUAUUUUUCAGAUAACUUAAUUAAAUUUUAUGAAGCAGUAACAGAAUUACUGAGUACAUAUAACAGCACAGUAUCUCGGUGUUUGGUGUUUGAAGUGACUUUGGAAAAAUAAUAGAGGGCACUUUUAAGAAGUUGUCUUUUCCUAAGCGCAUAGUCAGUGCCCUCAGUUAUGGAUAAAACUGAGGCAGGAGUACUUACCUUUUUUGGUCUCAUUUUAUUCAUUGCAUUGUUUGAAAAUACUCAGUGUUUGCAUCACCUUCCUUGCAAGAAAAAUCAUACCGAUCCGAAAAAAAUAUCUGUCGUUUUGCUUCUUCCAAAAGACAACUUUUAUCUAGCCUCUUACAACAAAGUAGCACCAGUUAUCAACUUCACUAUGAAACGUAUUCAGGAAAGAGGGUUACUUCGAGGAAUGGAUUUCGAACUUGAGUAUAGGGAUACUGGAUGUGAUUUGGGUUACGGCGUUUGGGAAUCCAUCAAAUCAUUUGUAGAGUUGCCUCUUAAUGUAUAUUUAGGACCUCUUUGUGAUUACAUUGUAGCACCAGUUGCACGUCUGUUGAAGUUCAUGCACGUUCCUAUGAUAACAGCAGGAGCACUGGCAUAUGAUUUUAAUGCUAAAGACAGAAGAGCCAAUGAUUCUGAAUACCAUAUGCUUGUGCGAACAGGAUGGACAUUUGAUGGGAUGGCAAAAACAUUAAAAGGAAUCUUCCAGAAGUUUAACUGGCUAAAACUUUUGCUCUUGUAUGAAAUGAAUGGACGGCCUGAAGUAAUGAAAGAUCACUAUUGCGCUUUGGCUAUGCAAGCGUUAAACGAAGUUAUUUCUGUAUGGAAAAACUUUACGUUACAUAUGCACAAACUCACACCAGAUCUAAUCACGGAAGAUGCAAUUAAAGUUGCUAAGGAUGUAAUAGGAGCAGAAUAUGGAGGUAAGCAUAUUUUAAAAUUAAUUUUUAGCCGUAUUUUACUUCUCAUGAUAUAUGAUUAA